CGUCAGCCGGCCGGCCGGCUGUGCACGGCAGCGCCGGGGACUGGGCCCGCCGCUGCCGCGCGCGGGGUGAAGACGCGUGCCAUGGAGGAGACACCGCCCCCAAUGCAAGCCGGCAGCAAGCCGCACCUUGAGAAGUUGACCCUGGGCGUAACUCGCAUCCUGGAAUCUUCCCCAGGUGUGACAGAGGUGAGCAUAAUAGAAAAGCUGCCUGCUGAGCGUCAUAUGAUUUCUUCAUGGGAACAGAAAAACAAUUGUGUGAUGCCUGAGGAUGUGAGAAACUUCUACUUGAUGACCAAUGGUUUUCACAUGACCUGGAGUGUGAAGCUAGAUGACCACAUUAUUCCACUGGGAAGCAUGGUGAUUAAUGGCAUUUCCAAACUGACUCAGCUCAUCCAGUCCUCCGUGUACUCACUUCCUAAUGCACCAACUCUGGCGGACCUGGAGGAUGAUUCUCAAGAAGGCAAUGAAGACCACCAGCUCGAGAAGCCUCACUUUGACUGUCGCAGUGCGAUAUUUGAGCUGGAUUCAUGCGGUGGGAAUGGGAAAGUUUGCCUCGUCUACAAAAAUGGGAAACCUGGAUUAGCUCAUGACACUGAGAUAUGGUUCCUGGACAGAGCGUUAUACUGGCAUUUUCUCACAGACACCUUUACUGCCUAUUACCGCCUGCUCAUCACCCACCUGGGCCUGCCCCAGUGGCAAUAUGCCUUUACCAGCUAUGGCAUUAGCCCACAGGCCAAGCAAUGGUUCAGUAUGUACAAACCCAUCACCUACAACACGAGCCUGCUCACAGAAGAGCCCGACACCUUUGUGAACAAGCUGGACCCCAGCAAAGUGUUCAAGAGCAAGAACAAGAUUUUAAUCCCAAAAAAGAAAGGGCCUGUGCAGCCUGUCAGUGGCCAGAAAGGGCCCGGGCCCUUAGCUCCGCCUACCUCUAAACCUUCUGCAGGCUGUGGAAACCCUGUCCGAAAAUAAGCGUUCUGUCACCUCCCAUCAGUAAUAUCUGGGCACAGACAGCCCUGUGCAGGCCCCACCAUUCUCCUGAGAGACCAAAGCCUUAGGCCUUCACUCCCACUGUUGUUAGCCAGGAGUUGGGACAAUCACACUGAAUUCUCCCCAGGAGUCCAUUCCUCUGUAGGUUGUGCCAACCUCGUCUCCAAAUCCAACGACGGCUUUCAGAUGUACCUAGAGCUUUCUUAUGUCUGUACCCAAUCCUUAACUUCUUAGCAGUAAUUAGAGAGGUCACCCUCCCAAAUAAACCCAUGGUUUGAAUCAUCAGUAACGACUAGUCAUGUGACCAUCGCGGUUAUGAAAAUUUCAUACCUUCAAUUGCAUUAGCCACACUUCAGGGGUGCACCCAAUAGUAGAUUCCAUAUUGGCCAGCACAGAAAGGGGAACAUUUCUGUCACAGAAGCAUUUUGGACAGAAUUGCAUGUGAACACUUUCAUACUGUUCUUCAGAUCCAAUAAUGUUUGACAACGUUACUGCCUUAACUUCAUGGGCUUUAUGCUUUAAGAAAACACUGUCAAAGUCUUGGGUUCUUUACAACCAAUACCACACAUUUCACUUGAGUCAUUUCUUUUUUAAUUUGCUAUAAAAUAUCGUGUUCCUGAUCAGUUUCUACAUUUGCCAAAAUCAUCUUUAAAGAGAUCGACCCUUGCUGUAUUUUAUCUGUUAGUUCCCGGGGCAUCGUUUGCAGACAAAGCCAGUCUGGUAAGAAUUUCCAGCUCUUCUGCUUAUGCACAGUUGGAUGCUGUUGCUCCCAGCUUGCUUAAGUCUAAGCAAUGGUAGGUGUGGGGUCCCAAGAAGCCUUUGUACAUGAGUGUCCUAUUCAAAAGGCGUUUCCCCCAUAGCAGCAUGAUGGUAUUAGACACUGCGCCGUCCCACAGGUUUAUCAUGUGGCAUAGAUUAGGCGUAUAACAGAAGUUCUGUAGAGAAAGACGUACUCUGAUUUUCAGUUAAGAGUAUCUGUUCCUUCGUCUGCACUCCUGGCAAUGGGCAGGAGUUUUGAUGGCUGUAUAAUUUUUGUAAUGAUACUCCAGAGGUAGAAUAAAGAGUUCUGAGGAGGAACAGACUGCACACUCCCUUUCCAGUUGGCCAACCUACUCAAACUUUUCUACUAUGGUGGUUGUCUGGGCUUCUUUCCUAGUAUGUGAUGGGAGCGAGAAGCCCCUGUCAUUUUCUACCUGUACUUCUUCAACACCACUUUGAAUGUUUAGUGAAGGUUUCAAAUUCUUGUUUUGGGGACUGGAAGGAUGGCUCAGCAGUUAGGAGCGUGGACUACUCAUGCAGAGGACCCGAGGUCAUGUUGCAGCACCCAUGUGAAGCAGUUUAUGGCCCCUGGAACUCCAACUCCAGGAGGCUCAACAUGUUCUCCAAAUUCCACAGGCACCUAUGCACACACAAAGAAGGAAAUAAAAACAUUUGAAAAACUGUU
This is a messenger RNA of Rattus norvegicus (Norway rat), 2434 nucleotides long. RefSeq names its product tubulin polyglutamylase complex subunit 2 (gene Tpgs2). The coding region runs from base 82 to 972 and encodes 296 amino acids. Gene Ontology annotation, biological process: microtubule cytoskeleton organization. Lineage: Eukaryota; Metazoa; Chordata; Mammalia; Rodentia; Muridae. The record is from RefSeq and is marked validated. Gene Ontology annotation, molecular function: protein-macromolecule adaptor activity. The transcript has 7 exons. Gene Ontology annotation, cellular component: centriolar satellite; cytoskeleton; microtubule.